CAUGUUUGGGUUAUUGUCAUUGUCAAAAAUGAUUGAUGAACGAACAGCUGAUAAUUCAGCUAAACUUAAAAUAGUAAAUUCAUAAAAUGUAGUGAUUAUAGGCGUGUAGAGAAAUUUAAGACUCGCUAAAAAAUAACGAACAAAAUUAAUUGUAAUCUUAGAAUUCCAAAAAACAAAAAUUUCACUGAUUGUCUCCUGCUCUCGCAAGUCAAAGUUCAAUUUUUGUUGUUUAUAAUAUGAAACGCUUAAAUAUUUAUUAAAUAGUCUGUUAUCUGCCAUGUCGAUAACAUUGUGAUAAAAGGUUUUACGAUGUAAUUGUAAUUAUUUUAAGUUUUAAUCGCGUUCUUCAGUCGCCGCUAUGUCUUCGCGCAAGAGAGUGUUUGAUUUGCUGAGAACCAUUAACGUGGCUUCUUGCCAAUGCCCUGCCCAUGGAUACCGAGGAAAUAUUCAUGUUUCCAAUUCUACUCCAGUGAAAGAUUAUGCUUUUGAGAUAAAAUGUUCAACGGUGCGUUAUGGAUUAGGUGUAACAAGAGAAGUUGGACAAGAUUUGGUUAACCUGAAUGCCAAAAAUGUCUGUGUCAUGACAGACUCUAAUCUGGUGUCCUUGAAUCCGGUAAAAGCAGUACUGAAUUCACUUACUAAGAAUGGAGUGAACUAUAAAGUUUACGAUAGGGUUAGAGUAGAGCCUACUGAUUCUAGUUUCAAAGACGCAAUAAAGUUCGCGAAGGAGGGAAACUUCGACAGUUUUGUAGCAGUCGGCGGCGGCUCAGUGAUGGACACGUGUAAAGCAGCCAAUCUUUAUUAUUGUGAUCCUGAUGCGGACUUUCUGGAUUACGUCAAUGCACCAGUAGGGAAGGGGAAAUCUAUAUCGCUCCAGUUGAAACCUAUGAUUGCAAUUCCAACAACAAGCGGCACUGGUAGCGAAACAACUGGGGUAUGCAUAUUCGAUUUCGAAGAGAUACACGCGAAGACGGGCAUAUCUCACAACGCGCUACGUCCAUUACUGGCGGUAAUAGACCCUCUUCACACAUUGACUGUGCCCGAGAAGGUGUCAAAUUAUUCUGGUUUUGACAUAUUCUGCCACGCGUUGGAGAGUUUUACCGCAGUGCCUUAUACAGAGCGUGGGUCGGCGCCUGCGAACCCCACGCUGAGGCCCGCGUACCAAGGCAGUAAUCCCAUUUCGGACGUGUGGGCGCGGUUUUGUUUACAGACCUUACAAAAAUACUUUGUCCGGUCGGUGUACAAUGCGGAUGACAUCGAGGCUCGUUCUAGUAUGCACCUCGCCGCGACGAUGGCGGGCGUGGGCAUCGGGAAUGCUGGCGUGCAUCUUUGCCACGGGCUUGCUUACCCCAUCGCUGGAAAUGUUAAGAGCUUUGUUCCAAAAGACUAUGGCACAGAACCGAUAAUACCUCACGGCCUGGCGGUGGUGAUGACUGCUCCGGCUGUGUUCCGUUUCACAGCGCCGAGCGACCCCGACAAGCACCUUGAGGCAGCCAGCCUCCUCGGAGCUGACGUCGCCAACGCCAAGCGAGACGACGCCGGCAAAAUACUCUCCGACACAAUACUUAAAUACAUGGACGCGAUGAAGAUCGAAAACGGACUGAAGGCUUUAGGCUAUACGAGCAGUGAUGUGCCUGAUUUAGUGAAGGGAGCAUUACCACAGGAUCGUUUGCUCAAGCUCACACCGCGUCCUCAAUCUGCUGAUGAUUUAUCAAAAUUACUAGAGGACUCUUUGACUAUAUACUGAAGAAUUGGCACUGGAUAUUUGUACGUAUUGGUGCUGGAUAUAUUUUUUAAUGCUUUACCACCAUGAUAAUAUCUAUCAAUGACAAGUAAUUUUUUUAAUUUAUUUUAUAAGGAAAAGUGUUAUGGCCUGUUUUGAGAAAAUAAAUUUGUUUAAAAAAAA
Messenger RNA from Manduca sexta (tobacco hornworm), 1906 nucleotides. RefSeq names its product probable hydroxyacid-oxoacid transhydrogenase, mitochondrial (gene T3dh). Bases 359 to 1747 code for a protein of 462 amino acids. Gene Ontology annotation, cellular component: mitochondrion. The transcript has 8 exons. Gene Ontology annotation, molecular function: metal ion binding; alcohol dehydrogenase (NAD+) activity. NCBI's taxonomy places the organism in Eukaryota, Metazoa, Arthropoda, Insecta, Lepidoptera, Sphingidae. The record is from RefSeq and is a predicted model, not a curated record.